GUGUUCCGUCUUUAAUGUGAACAACAUCUAUAAAUAAUUAAGCUAUAAAAAUGGUUUUUUCAGUGGAUGAGAUUCUUGAAAAAUCAAAGGAAAAAUCAAUUGAAGAUGUAGAUGGAGUAGAUUUUAAUAAAGCUUUGAAGAAAACAAAGUUCGGAAAAUUUCAUUAUUCUUUAAUUAUCAUCUCCGGCAUAUUCAUGGCUUCUGUCUUCUUCGAGACAAUGGGCAUCACUUACGUUCUUCCAAUAGCUGAAUGUGAUCUUGACAUCACAUCAAAGCAACAAUAUGGAAUCAUUUCAGGCGUUUGGUUCGCAGGAAUUAUCUUGACAUCUCAUGUGUGGGGGUUCCUUAGUGACACUUUUGGAAGAAAAAAAAUCUUAAUUGUCGCUUCUUUAUCAGCAUUUUGUGCAUCAGUAUUAUCAAGUUUGGCAAUGAACUUUUGGCAGAUUUAUUUCGGGAUCGUCAAGUUCAAUUUUUGCUUAUCUUGGAGAAUUUUUGGGAUCAAAAAAUCGAUCACGAUCGAUGAUGUUUGCGUCUGUCAUUUUUGCAGUUGGCUGUUUAAUUUUACCGGGAAUGGCUUGGUUGGUGAUAAAUCAAAGUUGGACUCUCAACAUUCCGCUUAUAAAUGUUACAUACAAACCAUGGCGAUUAUUUUUGAUGUGCUGUGGGCUUCCAAGUUUGAUUUGCAGCAUUUGGAUGGAAAUGCUGAAAAAACCUUGAGAAUCAUGAAGAAGAUUUACUAUUCCAAUACAGGAAAACGAGAUUAUCCUGUCUACAAAAUAAAACCAAACGAAGAAUUUGGAUCGGCUUAUGAAAGAAAAAAUGUUUUUAAAAUGAUGCUUGAACAGACAGUGACACUCUUUAGUGAUUAUCCACGAUCUAUAAUAUUAAUCUCAUUAAUUCAAUUUGGAAUAUAUUUUGUCUGUAAUGGAAUGCUUUUGUUCUUUCCUGACAUUCUACAUCAAACAGCAACAUAUUUGGAGAAUCCUUUGGAUGAUUCGAUAAAACUGUGCAACAUAGUUGAAAGUGCUAUUGAAGUCAAAAAGAACCCAACAGAAUUAAAUGAUAAAAUAUGCAUCGAUAAACUUGAUAUCAGUGCUUAUUACUACGCGCUUAUUCUUGAAUCUUGUUACUUUGUCGGAUUUCUGCUUAUGAGUCUUCUAGUGAAUUAUGUUGGUCGACUGGUGCUAUUCAGCGUUGUUUUCUUCUCAACUGGCAUUUCAGGAGUUCUCAUUGCAUACGUUGAUGGACCACUUAUUGGCACAUAUCUUUUCAUUUGGCUUCUUUUCUGUGGUGUUAACAAUACUCUUUUAAACACGGUGACUUAUGAUUUAUUUCCAACGAAUUUGAGAUCACUCGCAAUGAGUUUGUCAUUAAUGUUCGGAAGACUUGCUGCACUCAUUGGAGGAAACGUCGCGGGAUAUCUCCUGGAAAGUUUCUGUUCUGAAAUGUUUGUUUUAUCAGGUGCUGUUCUUAUACUUAGUGGAAUCUUAACAUUCUUCAUACCGAAUAUGAUUAGAAAGAAAUAAGUUUACUUUUAUUUGUGAUAAAUCAUAGAUUGUGUAUAGGAAAAUAUGUUUUAAGAUUUAAUUACAUGAAAAAUUAUAAGGUGUGGAAUAAAAACUUGAAUAAAUAGAAAAAAAAC
This is a messenger RNA of Clunio marinus, 1642 nucleotides long. The record is from the annotation of a GenBank genome assembly. NCBI's taxonomy places the organism in Eukaryota, Metazoa, Arthropoda, Insecta, Diptera, Chironomidae.